Molecule: messenger RNA, 2048 nt
Organism: Elephantulus edwardii (Cape elephant shrew)
Lineage: Eukaryota; Metazoa; Chordata; Mammalia; Macroscelidea; Macroscelididae
Gene: WFIKKN2
Product: WAP, follistatin/kazal, immunoglobulin, kunitz and netrin domain containing 2
Exons: 2
Coding region: 185-1909 (574 amino acids)
Biological process (GO): negative regulation of transforming growth factor beta receptor signaling pathway
Cellular component (GO): extracellular region
Molecular function (GO): receptor antagonist activity; transforming growth factor beta binding; serine-type endopeptidase inhibitor activity
Source: RefSeq, a predicted model, not a curated record
AGAGCAGGCUGCACUGACGGUGGAGGCAGCCACAGCCCCAGUCCAGCCUCUGCCACGAGGAAGCUGCUGGUGUGGGGAGGGGCAGGUGUCUCCAGUCCCCAGAGAAAGAGGAGCAGAAGGCCCUAGUGGGCUCCAGCCGCUGGCAUCGUCGCAGGGAGGACUCUGGCCUCUGCAGUACCACACCAUGUGGGCCGCAGGGUGCCACCAGUUCUGCUCCCACUGGGGGCAGGUGGCAGUGUUGCUGCUGCUGCUGCUUGGGACACCCCUGAAAGGCGGGGCACUGCCACCCAUCCGCUAUUCUCACGCUGGCAUCUGCCCCAACGACAUGAACCCCAACCUCUGGGUGGAUGCCCAGAGCACCUGCAAGCGGGAGUGUGAGACAGACCAGGAGUGCGAGACCUACGAGAAGUGCUGCCCCAACGUGUGCGGGGCCAAGAGCUGUGUGGCCGCCCGCUACGUGGACGUGAAGGGCAAGAAGGGCCCCGUGGGCAUGCCGAAGGAGGCCACGUGCGACCACUUCAUGUGUCUGCAGCAGGGCUCCGAGUGUGACAUCUGGGACGGCCAGCCCGUGUGUAAGUGCAAAGACCGCUGUGAGAAGGAGCCCAGCUUCACCUGUGCCUCCGACGGGCUCACCUACUACAACCGCUGCUACAUGGACGCCGAAGCCUGCUCCAAGGGCAUCACGCUGGCCGUGGUCACCUGCCGCUACCACUUCACCUGGCCCCACACCAGCCCCCCGCCCCCCGAGACCACCGAGCACCCCACCACCGUCUCCCCCGAGACCCCGGGGCUGGACAUGGCGGCCCCGGCCCUGCUCAACCACCCCGUGCACCAGUCGGUCACCAUGGGCGAGACCGUGAGCUUCCUGUGCGACGUGGUGGGCCGGCCCCGGCCCGAGAUCACGUGGGAGAAGCAGCUGGAGGACCGCGAGAACGUGGUCAUGCGGCCCAACCACGUGCGCGGCAACGUGGUGGUCACCAACAUCGCCCAGCUGGUCAUCUACAACGCCCAGUCGCAGGACGCGGGCAUCUACACGUGCACGGCCCGGAACGCCGCCGGUGUCCUGCGGGCCGACUUCCCGCUGUCGGUGGUCAGGGCGGGUCCGGCGGCGGCCACGGCCGAGAGCAGCGUGCAGGGCACGGCCUUCCCCGCGGCCGAGUGUCUGCAGCCCCCCGACGGCGAGGACUGCGGCGAGGAGCAGACCCGCUGGCACUUUGACGCCCAGGUCAACAACUGCCUCACCUUCACCUACGGCCGCUGCCACCGCAACCUCAACCACUUCGAGACCUACGAGGCCUGCAUGCUGGCGUGCAUGAGCGGGCCCCUGGCCGUGUGCAGCCUGCCCGCCCUGCAGGGUCCCUGCAAGGCCUACGUGCCCCGCUGGGCCUACAACGGCCAGACAGGCCAGUGCCAGUCGUUCGUCUACGGCGGCUGUGAGGGCAACAGCAACAACUUCGAGAGCAGAGAGGCCUGCGAGGAGUCCUGCCCCUUCCCCCGGGGGAACCAGCGCUGCAGGGCCUGCAAGCCCAGGCAGAAGCUCGUGACCAGCUUCUGCCGCAGCGACUUUGUCAUCCUGGGCCGGGUGUCAGAGCUGACCGAGGAGCCCGACGCCGGCCGGGCCCUGGUGACCGUGGACGAGGUCCUCAAGGACGAGAAGAUGGGACUCAAGUUCCUGGGCCGAGAGCCGCUGGAGGUCACGCUGCUGCACGUGGACUGGGCCUGCCCUUGCCCCAACGUGACGGUGGGCGAGACCCCGCUCAUCAUCAUGGGCGAGGUGGACGGCGGCAUGGCCAUGCUGCGGCCGGACAGCUUCGUGGGAGCGUCCAGCACCCGGCGAGUCCGGAAGCUUCGCGAGGUCAUGCACAAGAAGACCUGCGACGUCCUCAAGGAGAUGCUGGCGGUGCACUGAGGGCAGCGCCCCAUCCUGGCCCCCAACCUGGCCCUCAGCACACCCCGUCCCAACACCCCACAGUCAGCAAACUGGGCAAGGUCAGAUUAGACAGCGAAACGCCAGCUGGCAUCAGCAAAACAUCCCGAAGUCCAGGUCA